This is a messenger RNA of Venustampulla echinocandica, 1554 nucleotides long. RefSeq names its product putative homogentisate 1,2-dioxygenase. Gene Ontology annotation, cellular component: cytoplasm. NCBI's taxonomy places the organism in Eukaryota, Fungi, Ascomycota, Leotiomycetes, Helotiales, Pleuroascaceae. The transcript has 5 exons. Gene Ontology annotation, biological process: L-phenylalanine catabolic process. The coding region runs from base 1 to 1554 and encodes 517 amino acids. The record is from RefSeq and is a predicted model, not a curated record. Gene Ontology annotation, molecular function: homogentisate 1,2-dioxygenase activity.
AUGGGUUCCACCGAUCAGGGUUUCGUCCUCAUCCCAAGGGCUCCGAAGACAGACCCGCAAUCCAUAUUCCACUACACGGAUCUCCAGCGCAGCAAGCCAACGCGCGCCAACGACCCCUACGAAUACAUGCCCGGAUGGGGAAACCGUCACCAGUCUGAGGUUAUCCCGGGGACGCUGCCUGCGGGCCAGAAUAAUCCCCAGGAGACCCGGUUCGGACUCUAUACCGAGGGCAUUACAUAUUCCGCGUUUGCAGCACCAAGACAUGCGAAUAUGAGCACUUAUAUGUAUAGAGUAAGACCGGCUGCGGCACAUAACGGGUAUAAGAAGAUUGAAACCAAAGCCCACAUCGAGAACUGCUUUCUCUCCCUUAACCCUGGGGUAGAUACGUUGCCGGAACAAGCAGAAUGGACUCCAUUCCCACUCCCCAAGGACGAUGAGAAGAUUGACUUCGUCGACGGCCUGCACACGCUUGCCGGGUCCGGAGAUCCCAACUUGCGAGAGGGCAUGGCUCUCUACGUCUACAUGAUCAACACCAACAUGACGCAGCGCUCGUUCAUCAACAAUGACGGCGACUUCCUGCUCUGUGCCCAGGAGGGCAAUCUCGACAUCCAGACCGAGUUCGGGAAGCUCUUCCUGCAACCCGGCGAGAUCUUUGUGGUCCAGCGGGGCGUGAGAUUCAGCAUCAACCUCGCCGAGGGCACCAAGGCCGCUAGGGGCUAUGUCACGGAGGUGUGGGGAUCGAUGUGGGAGCUUCCCGACCUAGGGCCAAUUGGUGGCCAUGGGCUUGCAAAUCCGCGGGAUUUCUUAUUCCCUGUGGCUCAUAUUGAUGAGGAGCUGCAUGUGGAUUUCGAGAUUGUGAAUAAGACGAAUGGGAAGUAUAUUGCUAUUGUUCAGGAUCACAGCCCGUAUGAUCUGGUGGCUUGGCAUGGGAAUGUGGUUCCUUAUAAGUACGACCUCACCAAAUUCUCCUCCCAGAACAGCACCUCAAUCGACCACACCGACCCAUCCAUCAACACCGUCCUUACUGCCAAGUCGCGGGACCCCAACACUCCCCUCGCCGACUUCCUCUGGUUCGGUCCCCGUUGGGACGUGGCGACCAACACCUUCCGCCUCCCCUAUUUCCACCGCAACUCCGCAUCUGAAUUCCUCGCCUGCCUGUACGGCAACGGGCUAGGGAGAUCCGAUGACUUCAAGCCCGGCGGAGGCAGCUUCGAGGGCGGCCACACGCCGCAUGGUGGGUUCAGCGAUGGUUAUGUGAAUGAGAUGCAGAUCCAGGAGAGCCAGCCGAGGAAAAUCCUCGAAAACCAAAUGACGAUCAUGAUCGAAAGCAGCCGCACAUUCCUCUUCACGGAAUACGCACGCAGCGGCUGCGGAACACUCUCUCAAACCAGCACAGAUCCCAAAGUAUGGGACAAACUUCCAGAUAAAUUCUCCUCAUACCCAGGUAUCAAGGAGCUGCUGCAGCGCGUUAAGGACGAUAAGAAGGCGCAGCAGGAGAGAGUGGAGUAUUAUCAUGACCCGAGCAUUGGACGGAUUAACCAUCAAGCUGCUUGA